UUCUCGUGGGCGAGAGGCCGGGCUGCGCGGCAUGGCUGAGGAGGAGGGCCCCGGCCCUGCGGAGAAGGUCCUGCGCGUGCAGAGGGUGUUCAUCAGCGUGCUGGACAGCUACAGCAGCGGGAACCUCGGAAAGUACUUGGCUAACUGUGUAGCUGGGGCAUCACUUGAAGAAAUUACAGAAGAAGAGGAGGAAGAUGAAACGAAGUCAGCCGCCCAGGAAGGGAGAGGCAAGGAAGGCACAUUCCAGAUCGUGGGCACUCUGGCCAAGCCAGACAGCCCACAUCCCAACUUUGCUGUGGAGACCUACUCGAAUCUCUCUCGAGAAGAGCUUCUCAUGCACCUGAUGGAAUGCGACGUGAUCAUCUACAAUAUCACCACUGAGCAUGCGCAGCAAGUGGAGGAAGCCAUCUGGGCCGCCUCUGCACUGAAUGAGGAGAUCAAGCAUUUUGAAAAGCGAAAGCUGUUUAUCUUGUUGUCCACAGUGAUGACCUGGGCUCAGUCCAAACCGCUGGACCCUGAUGACACUGAGGUCCCAUUUACAGAAGAGGACUACCGGAGAAGAAAGCCCCAUCCUAAUUUUGUGGACCACAUCAAUGCUGAAAAGAUGGUUCUCAAAUUCGGAAAACACGCCAAAAAAUUUGUAACUUAUAUAGUUGCCUCAGGGCUUCAAUACGGCGUGGAAGGAGGCAUCUUACACACCUUCUUCAAGCUAGCUUGGAUGGGUGAGACUCCUGCAUUGCCUGUUUUUGGAGAUGGAAUGAACAUAAUUCCAGCAAUUCACAUUCUUGACCUAGCAGGAGUGAUACAGAAUGUAAUAGACCACGUGCCGAAGUUCCACUACCUGGUGGCUGUAGAUGAGUCUGUCCACACCCUGGAGGACCUGGUCAAGUGCAUCAGUAAACAUACCGGCCCUGGAAAAAUUCAGAAAGUACCCAAAGAAAAUGCUUUUCUAACCAAGGAGUUGACACAAGAGCAUAUUGACCAUUUACUAGUUAACCUGAGGAUGGAAGCCCUAUUUGUGAAGGAGAAUUUUAACAUCCGGUGGGUUGCCCAGACGGGAUUUGUGGAAAACAUCAAUAGUAUUCUCAAAGAGUACAAGCUCAGCCGAGGAUUAAUGCCCAUCAAGAUUUGUAUUCUCGGUCCUCCCGCGGUGGGAAAAUCCAGCAUUGCUGAGGAGCUGGCCAAGCACUAUAAGCUGCACCACAUCAAGCUGAAGGAUGUGGUUUCCGAAGCCAUAGCAAAGCUGGAGUCGAUUGUUGCACUUAAGGAUACAACGGGAGAAGAAGAAGUUGAAGAGGAGGAACAGGAGGAGAAUGUGGAGGAGGCUCAGGAGCUUCUGGAGGGCAUCAAGGAAAACAUGGAGCAGAAUGCAGGUCGGCUGGAAGAUCAAUAUAUAAUUAGAUUUAUGAAAGAAAAGUUAAAAUCAAUGCCUUGUAGGAAUCAAGGUUACAUUCUGGAUGGAUACCCAAAGACCUAUGAUCAAGCAAAAGAACUGUUCAAUCAGGAAGAUGAUGAAGAUGAUGACGAAAUGCGAGGCAAGAUGUUUCCCAUUAAUGAACUAAUCACACCUGAGUUCGUAUGUGGCCUGGAUGCCUCGGAUGAGUUUCUGAAGGAGCGGGUGAUAAACCUCCCCGAGAGCGUCGUGGCCGGAACCCACUACAGCCAGGACCGCUUCCUCCGAGCUCUUAGCAACUACCGGGACAUCAACACGGAUGAUGAGACUGUCUUCAACUACUUUGACGAAAUUGAAGUCCACCCGAUAUACAUCGAUGUAGGAAAGCUUGAAGACGCUCAGAACAGACUUGCUAUCAAGAAGCUCAUCAAAGAGAUUGGGGAGCCUCGCAAUUACGGUUUAACAGAAGAGGAAAAGGCAGAGGAGGAGAAGAGACGUGCAGAGGAAUGCCUGGCCAGGGAGGCCGCUAAGCAGGCAGAAUAUGAACACAAGGAAGCCACGGAGACAGCUGAGAGGAUAGCUCGCUGGGAGGAGUGGAGUCAACGACUAGAGGAAGUGAAAAGACAAGAAAGAGAGUUACUGGAAGCUCAGUCUGUUCCCUUGAGAAACUACUUAAUGACUUACGUCAUGCCAACCCUCAUGCAGGGUCUCAACGAGUGUUGUAAGCUUAGACCAGAUGAUCCUAUUGAUUUUCUGGCAGAAUAUCUUUUCAAGAACAAUCCUGAAAUGCAAUAAGCCUUCAGCCCUCUGAAUCACGUGACUUCACCACUAGAGAUCAACCUAACAUUAUAACUUGAAAAACUGCUUUUAAAAAUGUCUUUCCAUGUUUUAGGAAAAUUUUCCUUAUAUAGUAGAAUUAUUGUGAGAAGUUGUAGUGCAAUGAAUGAUGUUUCAUUAAAACUGUAUCUGCAAAGUAA
Messenger RNA from Jaculus jaculus (lesser Egyptian jerboa), 2370 nucleotides. It is a transcript of the gene Ak7, whose product is annotated as adenylate kinase 7. The record is from RefSeq and is a predicted model, not a curated record. Gene Ontology annotation, biological process: nucleobase-containing compound metabolic process. Gene Ontology annotation, molecular function: AMP kinase activity; ATP binding. Lineage: Eukaryota; Metazoa; Chordata; Mammalia; Rodentia; Dipodidae. The transcript is spliced from 18 exons. Bases 32 to 2188 code for a protein of 718 amino acids. Gene Ontology annotation, cellular component: cytoplasm.